This is a messenger RNA of Panicum virgatum (switchgrass), 956 nucleotides long. RefSeq names its product 18.6 kDa class III heat shock protein-like. The record is from RefSeq and is a predicted model, not a curated record. Lineage: Eukaryota; Viridiplantae; Streptophyta; Magnoliopsida; Poales; Poaceae. The transcript has 2 exons. The coding region runs from base 191 to 727 and encodes 178 amino acids. Gene Ontology annotation, biological process: response to heat; response to salt stress; protein folding.
UCUCUGAAGCAUCUCGAACUUUCGCCGCCGCUCACUUUAUACCCCAUCCCCUUCCACCCUCCGCUCCGCCACAUCGCAGAACGCAAAGCAGCAUAGGAAGAACCAGCAGAGCUCUCGCCACCCAUAAUCCUCCAUCGAGUUGCAGCGAGCUGCAGCAGCGUCCAGCGAGGAGGGAGUAAGGAAGGAAGCCAUGACGGAGCUGUUCGACACGGCCGUGACCAGCCUCCUCCACCUGCCGGAGGUUCUCGACCGCCUCGCCGCAGCGGACGGCGACCGCCGCUCCGGCGGCCACCACGGCGCGCACCACCACGGCCGGCACGCGCGCGUCCACGGCCUUGGCACCGGCGCCGGCGGCGCGCCGGUGGACAUCGUGGAGACUCCCGGCGAGUACACCUUCCUGCUCGACGUCCCCGGUCUCUCCAAGUCCGACAUCCAGGUGACGCUGGAGGAGGACCGGGUGCUGGUGAUGAAGGGCGGCGGCGGCGGCAGCAGCAACAACAACAACGGGAAGCGGAAGCGCGAGGAGGAGGAGGGCGAGGGGUGCCGCUACAUCUGCCUGGAGCGGCGCGCGUCGCCGCGGUCGUUCGUGCGCAAGUUCCGGCUGCCAGAGGACGCGGACGUGGGCGGCAUCGCGGCGCGCUGCGAGAACGGGGUGCUCACCGUCACCGUGAAGAAGCAGCCGCCGCCGGAGAAGAAGACCAAGUCCGUGCAGGUCACCAUCGCCUGAGCUCCCCCAGACGAGGGAAGCGAGUGAGCAGUCGGUCAGGGGUGGCAGUCUAUCCGUAGGAGUGUAGUCUACGUAGAAGGUUGGGUGCUCUGUUUGUGUUCGAUGCAGAGCAGGGAGUGUGGCUGAUCGUCUUUCGUGAUGUCUCUGUGGAAUGGAACGAGUAUUCUAAUGUCAUCAGUUGCUACUAUCGGUGAACUCGCGAGAGAUUCCAGUAUUUCCAGUCAGUCAA